Molecule: messenger RNA, 1484 nt
Organism: Oncorhynchus mykiss (rainbow trout)
Lineage: Eukaryota; Metazoa; Chordata; Actinopteri; Salmoniformes; Salmonidae
Source: RefSeq, a predicted model, not a curated record
AUGACUAUCAACAUGAUUAGCAACAUGACAAACAACAUGACUAGCAACAUGACUAGCAUCAUGACUAGCAACAUGACAAACAACAUGACUAGCAACAUGACUAGCAACAUGACUAUCAACAUGACUAUCAACCUGACUAUCAACAUGACUAUCAACAUGACUAUCAACAUGACUAUCAACAUGACAAACAUGACUAUCAACAUGACUAGAGAGAGACCAGACUCUCCCUCUGACAUGAGUCCUUCAGAGGAAACAGACCCAGGGAAGAGGCCUUCAGGUGAACCAGACCCAGGGAGGAGACCUUCAGUGGAACCAGACCCAGGGAGGAGACCUUCAGGGGAACCAGACUUGGGGAAGAGUCAUUCAGGGGAACCAGACCUAGAGACUGCCAAACCAGUAGGACGGCACUGCUGCUCCCACUGUGGAAGGAAAUUUACCAAGUUACACAACCUAAAAGAGCACGAGAGGACACACACAGGAGAAAAGCCUUUCCAAUGUUCCCAGUGUGGAAAGAGUUUUAGCCGGUUAGACAGCCUGAAAAUGCAUGAAAGAAUUCACUCUGGAGAGAAGCCUUACCAAUGCUCCUAUUGUGUAAUGAGUUUUUCACGAUCACAGGCCCUCAAAAGGCAUGAGAGGACACACACAGGAGAAAAGCCUUUUCAAUGCUCCCAGUGUGGAAAUAGUUUUACCCUGUUGGCACACCUGAAAUCUCAUGAGAGGACGCACACAGGAGAAAAGCCUUUCCAAUGUUCCCAGUGUGGAAAGAGUUUUACCCGGUUAAGGACCCUAAUUAGGCACCAAGGAAUACACAAAGAAGGAAGGAAGACCUUCCAUUGCUCUCAGUGUGGAAAGAGUUUUACUGAGUUAUGGGGCGUGAAAAUACACGAGAGAAUUCACUCUACACACAGAGGAGAAAGGCCUUUCCAAUGCUCCCAAUGUGGAAAGCGUUUUACCCAGUUAGGGAACCUGAAUUUACAUAAGAUAAUUCACUCUGGAGAUAAGCCUUACCACUGCUCUCAGUGUGGAAAGAGCUUUAUUCGGUCAUGCCAUCUCAAAGAGCAUGAGAAAACACACACAGGAGAAAAGCCCUUCCAAUGUUCCCAGUGUGGGAAGAGUUUUGCCCGGUUAUGGAACCUAAAAGAGCACGAGAGGAUACACACAGGAGAGAAGCCCUACCACUGCUCUCAUUGUGGAAAGACCUUUUCCCGAUUAAGGGAACUGAAAUCCCAUUACAUUUCACACACUCUUAUCCAGGGAGAAUAACGAUUGUUGAAUUCACCUUAAAGGUAGCUAGCUAGGUGAGACAGCCACACAUCACAGGCAUAGUAAGUACAUUUUCCCUUCAUUAAAUAGUUCUCAGUGAAGUCAGUGCUAGUAGGAAAAGACACGUUCAGGUCAGAUUUAUUGAAGAUACUCUUUGAAGAGGGUCAUCGUGGUUUUCAAGGUUCGUUGCACAUGAGAGAAUAAAGAAGCUAUUUUCUGUC